GUCGUACUAUAAGUACUGCUCUUGUUCUCUCAUGGGCUUGUUGCAUUGCAAAUUGCCUAGUACGCAAUUGGCGAUACAGGUCUCAUUAUUAUCUAUCACACCAGUUGACACGUCAGUGAGUCUGGGACCUCAGCGCUCAGCUGCCAGUGUGUGCAGCCGUCCGACGUUCGCGUUUCUGACCACGCAGCAACUGUAUUUGCAGCAUUGUGUUGCAGGUUGUGACUGGCCACUGAUAGGUACCGAUGCCGACUACUUAGGGGACUCUGUGACCAGACAUGAGUCACUGAUUCACUUCCACCUGAUGAUUUUUCGUCCGUACUAGCCCUUGAGGUAAUGACCUCUAGCCAAGGAUAGAAGAAUUCAACUACAAACAGCCUCGAAGGUCACAUCUGAGCAUUAUACCUCUUUCAAGAACGGACGUAUAUUACACCCAUGUAUCCCCUGGCGGUAUUUCUUAAUUCCUUCCAAGGCCUCAAUGUAACUAUGUACCCGACAUAGUCCCUGCAUUAGGUAAGUUAUCUGUCGUUUGUAUGCAUAAUCACUUGUCCAUGUGA
This is a messenger RNA of Suillus subalutaceus, 554 nucleotides long. RefSeq lists its product as uncharacterized. The coding region runs from base 32 to 322 and encodes 96 amino acids. Lineage: Eukaryota; Fungi; Basidiomycota; Agaricomycetes; Boletales; Suillaceae. The transcript has a single exon. The record is from RefSeq and is a predicted model, not a curated record.